Misgurnus anguillicaudatus (oriental weatherfish) is the source of this 2171-nucleotide messenger RNA. It is a transcript of the gene fzr1a, whose product is annotated as fizzy/cell division cycle 20 related 1a. Gene Ontology annotation, molecular function: ubiquitin ligase activator activity; anaphase-promoting complex binding; protein binding. Gene Ontology annotation, cellular component: anaphase-promoting complex. Lineage: Eukaryota; Metazoa; Chordata; Actinopteri; Cypriniformes; Cobitidae. The record is from RefSeq and is a predicted model, not a curated record. Gene Ontology annotation, biological process: anaphase-promoting complex-dependent catabolic process; positive regulation of anaphase-promoting complex-dependent catabolic process; positive regulation of ubiquitin protein ligase activity.
GUUUAAGACACUCCCAUGAUUCUUUGCGGGGCCGUCGAUAAUAACAGCAUCGGCUUGCUAGCAGUAUCAGACCAGCCUAUCUUUAUCCAUUUUCUAAUAUUUUCCUAAUAGUUUAUCGUAGUUUUGUGCUGGAUUACUUCGUUCUGUUUAAAGUCGAGACAAUCAUAAAAUCAGCAAACAGAUCGUCGUCAAGUCAGCCACUGGAUUUUCACAAACCCAGACAUUCAUAUCACAUCCAUGGAUCAGGACUAUGAGCGCCGGUUACUGCGGCAAAUCAACGUACAGAAUGACAACACCAGCCCCAUGAAAGUACGAGAUGUGAUCUGUCAUCUGACGCCCACUCCCGAAUCACCCCUGUCAUCACCCAGCAAGCAUGGUGACAGGUUUAUACCCUCUCGAGCUGGAGCUAACUGGAGCAUCAACUUUCACAGAAUAAAUGAAAAUGAAAAGUCUCCGAGCCAGAAUAAGAAAACCAAAGAUGCUACAUCAGAUACUGGCAAAGCGGAUGGUUUGGCAUAUUCAGCCUUGCUAAAGAAUGAGUUGCUAGGAGCUGGGAUAGAAAAGGUCCUGGAUCCUCAGACAGAAGAUAGGAGACUGCAGCCAUCCACACCGGAGAGAAGGAGCCUCUUUAGUUAUUCUCUCAGUGCCAAGAGAUCUACGCCCGAUGAUAACAGUGUUUCCCCAUACUCUCUGUCACCUGUUAGCAGCAAAAGUCAAAAGUUGCUGCGGUCGCCAAGAAAACCCACUCGCAAAAUUUCAAAGAUUCCGUUUAAGGUGCUAGAUGCACCUGAGCUUCAGGAUGACUUCUACCUCAACUUAGUGGACUGGUCCUCCUUAAAUGUGCUCAGUGUUGGACUGGGUACAUGUGUUUACCUUUGGAGUGCCUGCACCAGUCAGGUAACGCGUCUAUGUGAUCUGUCAGUAGAGGGAGAUUCAGUCACAUCCGUCGGCUGGUCGGAGAGAGGUAAUCUUGUUGCUGUGGGUACACAUAAAGGCUUUGUACAAAUUUGGGAUGCCACUGCCGGCAAAAAACUCUUCGCUUUGGAGGGACAUACAGCAAGAGUCGGUGCAUUGGCAUGGAAUGCAGAUCAGCUGUCAUCGGGCAGCCGUGAUCGGAUGAUCCUGCAGAGAGACAUCAGGACGCCACCUCUGCAGUCAGAGCGCAGGCUGCAGGGCCACAGACAGGAAGUGUGCGGACUAAAGUGGAGCACCGACCACCAGCUUCUCGCCUCCGGUGGAAAUGACAAUAAGCUUUUAGUGUGGAACCACUCCAGUGUUUUGCCCAUGCAGCAGUACACCGAGCAUCUGGCCGCAGUAAAAGCCAUCGCCUGGUCUCCUCACCAGCACGGGCUGCUCGCCUCCGGAGGUGGGACGGCAGAUCGCUGCAUCCGCUUCUGGAAUACUCUUACGGCACAGCCGCUGCAGUGUAUCGACACAGGGUCGCAGGUCUGCAACCUGGCCUGGUCCAAACACACCAAUGAACUGGUAAGCACACAUGGUUACUCUCAGAAUCAGAUCCUCGUGUGGAAAUACCCCUCGCUCACUCAAGUAGCCAAAUUAACCGGACACUCUUACAGGGUUCUCUAUCUGGCAAUGUCUCCAGAUGGAGAAGCAAUAGUGACGGGAGCAGGCGAUGAAACUUUGCGCUUUUGGAAUGUAUUUAGUAAAACACGAUCAACAAAGGAAUCCGUGUCAGUUUUAAACCUGUUUACUAGAAUACGAUAACUGGGGUGCUGAGGAAAGGACAAAUCUUAAUAACAUGUCUAUGUCAUGGAUCACACGCAGUAGACUGGUCAUGAAAGAUGGCAUAUCACUAAAGUAUCUUCUGAUAUUUCAUACAGAAACUUGGGACAUUUGUCAUUUCAUUUUAAGUUCAAACGUUACGUUUACUUUUUAUGUGUACAGUUCAGUUCAAGAUUUUAUGUGUUUUUGGUUACAAAGAAAUGUCUAUUAUGAACGUGUAUGUAAUCCAAGCCUUAAGCCAGAAAUUAAUGCCAUUGAAUCAGGGUAGAAAAAAGAUAGCCAUUGUGAAACAGCUGCCUCUGGUAUAAUUUGUCAGAAUCUUAAUGGGGUGCUCCUUUGAUUGUAAGGGUGAAAAUGUGUAUAAAAGAGAAAUUCAGUUUUUAACUUAAGUUGCUUAAGAUGAUUAUAACAUACAACACCCUGAAAAA